CACCCUUUCUCUUUCAACCUCAACUUUUUCCAACCAACAUUUAUAUACAUAUCAUAUAUUUGAAAGUGAUUAUUUAUCAAGUUAUUGCACUUGUUUGAAGUUCAUUGAAGCUUUUGUUGUUUCCAAAGUUUGAUAAGCAGUGCAGAUUCCCAUUGUAUUGGCUUUCGUUUGUGUUUUUGAAUCAUACAGCAAGAUAGAAGAAAAGUCUCUUUUGGCUGCAGUCAUUGACCUAUGGUUUUGAGAGAAUCGAGGAUAUAAAUUACGGGUGCCAAUUAAGCAACUCUUCCCUAAAUUCACAAGCUACUCCAAUGAGAAUAUCCAAAGUUCACUCAUGGAUCCCGGGUUAUCAUUUGUGGAUUCUGGUAUUUUUAGUUAGUUUAUUAUUGUUGGGAGUGUUAUCACGAUCAUUUCGAAGUGGUUUUUCUGAUGAAAGCAAUGAAUAUCAGCCACCAAAGAUUAUCCCAUCCAAAGGGAAUGGCUACCCCCCUGUAAUUGCUUACUGGAUUUUUGGUACUAAUGGAGAAAGUAAGAAAAUGUUGAGGUUGUUGAAGGCAAUAUAUCAUCCAAGAAACCAGUACUUGUUGCAACUUGAUGCUGAAUCAUCAGACCAUGAAAGGGGAGAUUUAGCACUUUCAAUUCAAUCCGAAAAGGUGUUCCAAGCCUUUGGGAAUGUUCAUGUUGUCGGAAAAAGUUAUGCUGUUAACCGGAUGGGUGCCUCAGCUCUAGGUGCCACGCUUCAUGCUGCUGCUUUGCUUCUUAAGAUUAGUACCGAUUGGGACUGGUUCAUUACAUUAAGUGCUUCAGACUAUCCACUUAUGACUCAGGAUGAUCUCCUCCAUGCUUUCACUUUCUUGCCAAGGGAUCUCAACUUUGUUCAUUAUACUAACAAGACCAGCUGGAUUUGGAAAGAGCGGAAACUGAGUAAUCAAAUUGUUGUAGACCCCAGUUUGCAUAAUCAAAAGAGCAGUCCACUUUUCUAUGCUGUAGAGACCCGAGAAACGCCAGAUGCUUUCAAAUUAUUUGGAGGUUCUCCUUGGGUUAUCCUUACAAGAGCAUUCAUGGAAUACUGCAUUAGAGGAUGGGACAAUUCUCCAAGAAAACUAUUAAUGUACUUCAGCAAUGUGGCUUACCCUCUUGAAUCCUACUUCCAUACAGUUCUUUGCAACUCAGCUGACUUCCAAAACACCACAGUGGACAAUGAUUUAAGGUACAUUAUUUGGGACACUACACAUGGUGAAGCCAAUGUCCUAAACAUGUUACACUAUGAUAAAAUGGUAGCUAGUGGGACAGUUUUUGCAAGGCCAUUUCAAGAAGGUGAUCGGGUGCUAAACAAAAUCGAUAUCAGUGUCUUAAACCGUCCGCCAAAUGGAUUGGUUCCUGGAGAAUGGUGCAUAGACAAAGGAAUGAAUAGGAGUACAGAGACUUCAAAGCAGCAUGAGGAAUUAUGUUCAACUUGGGGCAACAUUAAUGCUAUAAAGCCAGGGCCUUAUGGCAUCAAACUUGGAGUUCUAUUGUCUGAACUUGCUAGGGGAGGGACUCUCAGAACUAGUCCAUGCGAACAACAGUCAGAAAGUAGAAAUAUUACAAGAACCAUGUGAUGUGGAAAUUAUUUCCAAAUCUGAUUAGAUUAAAUUCUUUUAGCCAAACUUAUUCAUUUGUAAAUUUUUGGUUUACAAGCUGCCCUUUAAAUGUACUGUCAUGUAAGCCAAGAGAAGAGAUUAAUUUCUUGUCUC
Molecule: messenger RNA, 1733 nt
Organism: Quercus lobata
Lineage: Eukaryota; Viridiplantae; Streptophyta; Magnoliopsida; Fagales; Fagaceae
Product: beta-glucuronosyltransferase GlcAT14C-like
Exons: 6
Coding region: 309-1598 (429 amino acids)
Cellular component (GO): membrane
Molecular function (GO): glucuronosyltransferase activity
Source: RefSeq, a predicted model, not a curated record